Choloepus didactylus (southern two-toed sloth) is the source of this 923-nucleotide messenger RNA. RefSeq names its product coiled-coil domain containing 167 (gene CCDC167). Lineage: Eukaryota; Metazoa; Chordata; Mammalia; Pilosa; Megalonychidae. The coding region runs from base 388 to 798 and encodes 136 amino acids. The record is from RefSeq and is a predicted model, not a curated record. The transcript is spliced from 4 exons.
UUCUUCUUCCAGCUGCGCAGUGGGAAGUCGGCCGGGCCGCAGGAGGAGGGGCCAAAGGGAGGAAAUGAGGGCGACGCGCAGUUGGGAGCGGGACACGAGGGCUGGAGGGCCCGAGGGGGUACUCGGGUACCCGGAGAUGAGGGGGUACGACAUGAGAACCGGGGGUGAAAGAACUAUUCAGAGGAACCGAGGUGAGGGGACCUGUGGGAGGUACCGGAGGUGAGGAGACCCCCAGAAGGGAGGGGAAGAGACCUGGAGGUGAAGAAGAGACCCAGAGGAAGAAGGGACACAGAGGUGAGGGGACCUUCAAGGAGGGAACACGGAAAUAAGGAGGACCUGAAGGGGACAUAUAAGUGAAGCUGCCCCAGAAGGGCCAGGAGCUAAGAGAUGAAGGGAACCGCAAAGAUCGAUGGGCUGGAGGAGAAGCUGUCCCAGUGUUGGAGAGACUUGGAGGCUGUGAACUCCAGGCUUGAUGGGGUGGAGCUGAGCCCAGAAGCCAGGAGAUCUCUGGAGAAGGAGAAAAACAGCCUGAAGAGCAAAGCCUCUAACUAUGGAGCUAAAGUUGCUUCGACAAGAGAACCAGAAGAACAUGCUGCUCUCAGUGGCCAUCUUCACACUUCUGACCCUUAUCUAUGUCUACUGGACCAUGUGAACGUGGGAUCUCCCAACAGCCAGUAUAGACUUCCCCUCAGCUCUGUGGUCAGGACUGAGCAGACCCUUCAAGCCAGAAGAGGACUACACUGCUGGGGGCAUGUCUCCCCGACCUGGGCACUUGAGCAUGCCUUCCUGUCUGCCUAGGCCCUCUUUACCCCCUGGCCUGCCAUGGGGGCCUGCGGUUCCAUUAGGACGUUGUGCUGGUUCUUCCCUGAGCCCAAGGGAGAGGCAAUAAAGAACGCUUAGGCAGCUCCUGCCUGCUGAGUAAA